Molecule: messenger RNA, 3492 nt
Organism: Rhizophagus irregularis DAOM 181602=DAOM 197198
Lineage: Eukaryota; Fungi; Glomeromycota; Glomeromycetes; Glomerales; Glomeraceae
Biological process (GO): regulation of protein stability; protein deubiquitination
Cellular component (GO): cytosol; nucleus
Molecular function (GO): cysteine-type deubiquitinase activity; protein binding
Source: RefSeq, a predicted model, not a curated record
CGUCGAUAGUAGUUUUACCUUUUUUUAAAAUUUCGGUAAAACUAGAUUUGUUUGAACAUAAUUAAUUCAAAUUUUUCAUAUAAUUUUUACUACAUAAGUCAUUAGUGUCAUAGGACGGAAUAAUAAUAAUAUUGAUCAAAUAAUUACUAAGGAUAUAACACUAUUUCCAAUCAUGGAUUACGAAGCUAUGGCAAAUAAAAUUAUGCCUGAACUAGGCCAAGAGAUCGAAGACUUUAAAUAUAACACUUGGCAUGUAACAAAUUGGCGGAAUUUGGAAAAAAGAAUAACGGGACCAGAAUUUGAAGUUGGAAGUUGGAAAUGGCGGAUUUUGCUAUUUCCUUUUGGUAAUGGCAGUGGUAACCAAGAUGUAGUUUCUAUUUAUCUUGAUUUUGUUGAUAUUAAGAAUGCUCCACCUGGUUGGCAUUCAUGUGCACAAUUCGCUUUAGUCUUGUGGAAUCCUGAAGACCCAACACAAUAUAUUUCUUAUCAUGCUCAUCAUCGAUUUACUGCUGAAGAACAAGAUUGGGGCUUUACACGAUUUUAUUCUUCACAAAAAUUAUUUACUCCUUGUGAAAACCGACCACAUGCGUUAAUUAAAAAUGAUUCAACCAAUAUCACUGCUUUUAUACGAGUAUUUAAGGACCCCACAGGCGUCUUGUGGCACAAUCUCAACAACUAUGAUUCAAAAAAGGAGACAGGAUAUGUAGGAUUGAUCAAUCAAGGCACUACAGGUUAUAUGAACACAUUUCUGCAGUUACUUUAUUGUAUAACUUAUUUUCGUAAGGCGAUCUAUCAAAUCCCUACAGAAGAUGAUGAACCAACAAAAAGUGUUCCCUUGGCUUUGCAACGAAUUUUUUACAAUUUACAGAUAUCAGACAUGCCGGUUGUAACAAGAGAAUUAAUAGAAUCUUUGGGAUUUGAGUAUUAUAAGCAACUUGAUUUGCAAGAAUUUAGCAUGAUAUUACAAGAUAUACUUAAAAUCGAAAUGAAGGGUACGAAGGUUGAUGGUACACAUACUAAACUUUUUGUUGGUAAAAUUAAGAAAUAUAUCAAAUGUAUCAAUUUGGAUUAUGAGUCUUCUCAUGUUGAAGAUUAUUAUGAUAUUGAACUGAAUGUGAAAGGUUGUAAAACUUUAAGUGAUUCUCUCAAAAAUUAUAUUCAAGAGGAAAUAUUGGAAGGUGAUGAUAAAUAUGAAGUAGAAGGUCACGGGUUACAAGAUGUCAAAAAGGGUGUUAUAUUUGAAAGUUUUCCUCCAAUUUUACAUUUACAACUUAAAAGGUUUGAAUAUGAUAUAAUAAAGGACACGAUGGUUAAGAUCAAUGAUCGCUUUGAAUACCCAAUGGAGAUUGAUUUAGAAGAAUUUCUUUCAGAAGAUGCGGAUAGAUCAAACUCCCAUAAAUAUUUAUUACACGGAGUACUCGUUUUUAGUGGUGGUGCUAUGAAUAAAGGUCAUUGUUUUGCUAUACUAAAACCCGAAAAGGACGGCAAAUGGUUUAAAUUUGAUGAUGACCAAGUUAUACCUGUUAUAGAUAAACAAGUACUUGAAGAUAAUUAUGGUGGAUUACAUUUCACCAAUGCUUAUAUAUUAAUAUAUAUUCGUGAAUCAAAUGUAGACGAGAUAUUAUCUCCUGUGGUUCCUGAGGACAUACCUUUUCAUUUACGGAGAAUAUGUAUGGAAGAGAAAAUGGUCAUAGAAGAACAAAAGAAGGAAAAGAUAGAGGAAAAUCUUACUAUAAAGGUUGUGACAACUGAAAAACUCAAAAAUUAUCAAGGAUUUGAUCUUGCCAAUUUUGAUGGAGCACACAAAUAUAUGAUUCAAAAAGGCGAAACAUAUGGGGCUUUUAAAGAAAAGAUUUCUCAAGAAUUUAAUAUCCUUCCUGAACGAUUACGAUUCUGGAUUUUUGUGAAUCGUCGAAAUAAAACCAUUCGACCUGACUUUCUAAUACCAGAAUCUUAUUCCAAUACUAGCAUGGAAGAAGUACAUAAAAGAAUGACUUCCCAUCAGAAUGAAAUGAAGUUAUAUAUGGAGGUAGCAGACAAACCAUUUAAUGACACGAUAUGGUUUCCAGAAGGAAAUGAUCACAUAAUAGUUUUUCUUAAAUAUUUUGAUCCUGACAAACAAGCUUUUGAAGGUUUAGGUCAUUUAUAUAUACAAAAGUUUAGUAAAGUGGGUGAUUAUGCUCGCAUUUUCUGUGAGAAAAAGAAACUUCCACCAGACACACUUUUGAAAAUAUAUGAAGAAAUCAAACAAGAUAUGAUUGUAAAGAUAAGUCCUGAACUUACUUUCCAAAAAUUAGAAGUGAAAGAUGGUGGUAUAAUUUGUUUCCAAAAGGUUUUAACAGUAAAUGAAAUCCAUGAACAUAGAGUAGCAGGCCGUUAUGUUGAUAUUCCUGAUUUUUAUAAAUCCUUAAUCAUUGUUUCAUUUAAACCAAAAUUUAAAACUCAGGAACAAAAAUCAAAAUUUGAUUUAGUUUUAGGGAAAAAAUGUAUGUACAAUAUGAUUGCUGAAUCAGUUGCCGCUCAUUUAAGUACAGAUCCUCUUAAAUUACGAUUUACCUCGGCAUUUUCAUCAUCUGGUAUACCAAAGAGCGUUAUUAAGCAAACCACUACUCAAACACUUUCAAAGAUGCUUCAAACUUCAUAUUUGAAUCCAUCAGCUUAUGUUUUAUUCUAUGAGAUACUGGAACUAAAUACUAUAGAACCAGAAGCAAAGAAGUUUUUCAAAGUUUAUUGGCUUGGAAACAUAGUUAAAGAGAAGGAAGUAAAAGAAAUUGGUAUUCAUCUUCAAGAAAAUGCUAUCAUUAAUGAUCUUAUAGAAGAAAUUUCAAAAAAGGUGACAUUAUCGUCACCAAGUUCUAGAAUUAGAUUAUUUGAAGUUCGUUACAAUAAGAUUCAAAAGAAUUUUACAGGAAGUGAACUGAUAGAGAGUAUACAAGAAUUUGAGACACUAUAUGCAGAGGAAAUACCUCUGGAUGAAAUUGUUAUCAAUCAAUAUGAUCAAAUUAUUCAAGUAUGCCAUUUCACAAAUGAUCCAGUACGAUUACACGGAAUUCCAUUUAAAUUCGUUAUUAAAAAUGGAGAGAAACUUGCUGAUACUAAAGUACGUCUUCGGCAACGACUUGGUAUGAACGAAAAAGAUUUUUCAAAAAUUAAAAUUUCAAUUAUAUCCGAAACUUUAUAUACAAAACCAGAAUAUUUUUAUAAUGAUGAUAUAAUUUUAUCAGAAAAAUUGUCAAAUGAAGAAUUUCUUGGUCUUGAUUAUGUGGAUAAACGGGUAAAGUUAGAAGUACAGAAGCUGAUUUAAUUAAUAGCCGAUAUAUUAUCAUAAUUAUCUACAGUCAUUAGUUGAUUUCUUUUUUUAUUUAAAUAUAAUAAAUACGAUUUGAUUACUAUAUUAUUACAAGUUGUUAAAAAUGAAUAAUUAUUAAAAAUAAAAAUUAAUGUUUCUUAAAUAUUUAGUGUAUUUAUUCUAUUAUCUGAUUCAUUGUUGAC